This is a messenger RNA of Pestalotiopsis fici W106-1, 1005 nucleotides long. Its product is annotated as Amino-acid transporter arg-13. The coding region runs from base 1 to 1005 and encodes 334 amino acids. The record is from RefSeq and is a predicted model, not a curated record. Gene Ontology annotation, molecular function: L-ornithine transmembrane transporter activity. Gene Ontology annotation, biological process: mitochondrial L-ornithine transmembrane transport. Lineage: Eukaryota; Fungi; Ascomycota; Sordariomycetes; Amphisphaeriales; Sporocadaceae. The transcript has 2 exons.
AUGGCGGCCCAAGUGUUCGGGACCUCUACGAGUGUUCUUCCAACUAUCGCCAUGCCGACUAAAGAAAAGUCCCAGGCGAAAGAGUCUGUGGAGGACAUACUCUAUGGAUCGGUUGCCGGCAUCAUGGGCAAGUAUAUUGAAUAUCCAUUCGACACGGUCAAAGUCAGGCUUCAGUCGCAACCCGACCACCUCCCAUUACGUUAUACCGGCCCACUCGACUGCUUUAAGCAAUCAAUCAAACAAGAUGGAGUCCUGGGUCUAUACCGCGGAAUAAGCGCACCUCUGGUGGGCGCGGCGCUCGAAAACAGCAGUCUGUUCUUUUUUGAACGACUGGGUCGGGAGACCAUAUACAAGACAGGAUAUUGCCCUCGGGACCAGGACCUACCUCUGCCAGCCCUAUGGUUCACCGGAGCCUUUUCAGGCGCCUUUACAUCGUUUGUCUUGACUCCGGUCGAGCUUGUCAAGUGCAAGAUUCAGGUACCCGCGACGGUCAGCACGGAUGGCAUGAUACUCAAGCCGCCAACCGUGGCAUCUGUGAUCAAGGACGUCUUUAAGCACGAGGGUCUUGCCGGCUUCUGGCACGGUCAGAUGGGAACAUUUCUUCGAGAGUCUGGAGGUUGCGGUGCAUGGUUCGGCUUCAAGGAGACCACCUCAAAACUCUUUCGUACUUGGAAUGAGCGCAGUCUUACCUCGCAAGCCGAGAAGGAUGCAUUGCGAGCAGAGCCUCUGCCGCUAUGGCAACAAGCCGUUGCCGGCGCGACAGCAGGCAUGUCUUACAAUUUCCUAUUCUUCCCUGCAGACACAAUCAAGUCGCGAAUGCAGACCAGCGCCGUAGGUGGUACUGCUGUGAAGAAGACAUUUAUGGAGGAAGGGAAAGCAUUGUGGAAACAGCACGGGUUACGUGGCAUGUAUCGAGGAUGUGGAAUCACCGUCCUGCGAUCCGCACCCAGCUCGGCGUUCAUCUUCAUGAUAUAUGAUGGUCUCAAAGGGUAUCUACCCUUAUGA